Messenger RNA from Oryza sativa Japonica Group (Japanese rice), 1698 nucleotides. RefSeq lists its product as uncharacterized. NCBI's taxonomy places the organism in Eukaryota, Viridiplantae, Streptophyta, Magnoliopsida, Poales, Poaceae. The record is from RefSeq and is a predicted model, not a curated record. Gene Ontology annotation, molecular function: phosphoprotein phosphatase activity.
CCGAAUUCCACCGUUUAUCCGAGGGAAGCCGAAGCCCUCCCUCGUGUCCGACGACGACGCAGGGCAAAGACCGACGACAUCCACUCCCACACUCCGUCGGCCACCUGCCCUACUCCUCCCUCCUCUUCCUCUCCUUCUCCCUACCCUAUGAUUGCUCUCCUCCUCCCCGAGCUCUCCCCCUAGCCGCCCAGGCAGCCGCACUCCGGGAGCCAGCAAGCCCAGCCCCGUGGUCCGGCGCGGGGGGGAGAUGGCGGCGGCCGAGUUCUUGUCGCCGGAGGCGGCGGCGGCGGCGGGGGUGGGGCCGGUGCGGCAGCAGCAGCAUCCGGGGGAGGCGGCGUGGCGGGCGGUGGUGGGGUGGCUCGGGUUCCUCCUCCAGAUCCUGCUCCAGAUCGUCCGCGGCACGCCUUCCUCCUGGGCGCACCUCCUCUCCUUCCUCGGGCUCCGCCACCCUCUCCUCUCCGCCGCGCCGCCCCAGCCGUCGCCGUCGCCGUCGCCGUCGGUCGCCUUCGUGCGGCUCCCCUCCGAGGCUCCCGCCGACGCGUCGUCGACGGGGCCGCCGCCGCCGCUCAGGCGGCUCACGGUAGUGCUUGAUUUGGAUGAAACUCUAGUUUGUGCAUAUGAGUCAUCAAGUCUUCCUGCUGCUCUUCGUGCCGAGGCUGUUGAAGCAGGACUGCAUUGCUUUGACAUGGAGUGCAUAUCCGCUGAAAAGGAUGCUGAGGGAAGUCAGAGGGUGAACCGUGUUACUGUAUUUGAGCGUCCUGGUUUGCACGAAUUUUUGCAGAGAACUAGCGAAUUUGCUGAUCUUAUUCUCUUCACUGCUGGUUUAGAAGGAUAUGCAAAACCAUUAGUUGACAGGAUAGAUGCUCACAACAGAUUCUGUCACCGUCUCUACAGGCCAUCAACUGUUACCACGGAAUAUAGAGAGCAUGUAAAAGAUCUUUCUUGUUUGUCGAAAGAUUUCCACAGAAUUGUCCUUGUUGAUAACAAUCCAUAUAGUUUCCUGCUGCAACCAUUGAAUGGAAUACCUUGUCUUACAUUCUCGGCUGGACAACCUGUUGAUGAUCAGCUUAUGGGAGUUAUAUUUCCACUUCUCAAGCACCUUUCUCUGCAAAAUGAUGUUAGACCGGCAUUGUAUGAAACAUUUCACAUGCCAGAGUGGUUCCAAAGACAUGGGAUCCCACAAAUUGAUCAAGCAGCAUAAGUUUUGCCACCAGGGCAUUGGAUUAUUAGGCAAAGGCUCAAAGGCCACCUAUACUCUUGGAGAUAACACUUGUAUAUAAUGUUAUUCAUCCAGGCCCUUCCGUAUGGCGAAGCCAUUGUUCGACACGGAGAUCGCAGAUCACUAUUUGUAUCCUGAGCGUAAAUUUAUUGUUGUAUAGUGACCUUUUGUUGCUGACAGUUCUGAUAAUCUAACUGACAGUUAUAAUGGUCUGUGAGUUCCUGAAGGCUUGUAAAUUUUGAUCAAGGUUCUACAGCGAUGAUUCAGUGGCACCUGUGACCUUAAGAUGGUCUUUUGGAGCUACAUCGUGCAUUUUUUUGGUUUCAUAUGUCAGGCCUUGUAUUUGAUCCCCUCUUUAUUUAGGCUUCCAGCAGAUUUCAGUUAGUUUGUGCCCCCCAUCCUUUUUCACAUGUUUGGAUUUCAAAUUUUCAAUGUUACUGCUUUUCUGUUAAUGAAUGAUUUAGUGGCAACAUCAUAAA